Molecule: messenger RNA, 1643 nt
Organism: Acaromyces ingoldii
Lineage: Eukaryota; Fungi; Basidiomycota; Exobasidiomycetes; Exobasidiales; Cryptobasidiaceae
Exons: 4
Coding region: 92-1327 (411 amino acids)
Source: RefSeq, a predicted model, not a curated record
AUACACGCCUCGAGAAGACAAGCUCGUGCAACCUACUCGCCGUCUGAGCUCGUGCACCUCCCCAAAUACUCGGCUCAUAAAGGUCAAUGCCAUGUCCAGUCCAGCAGACCUAGGCUGCUUGGCAGAAGCAAUGACUCCAACCGUCUCCCAGGGAUGGGCAGCCAGGGACGCGGACGGCGAGCUGGUAACGCGGCCCAUGAGGCAUUUCGAAGUCUUUUUCUCCAACCUCACCGCCUUGGUGGAAGUACCAAAGUUUGCCAUCCUGGGCAGCGCCUUGCUCGAGCUGGAGCAGCCUGUCAAUUUCGACGACCUUGCACGACGCAUCGUCACCGCUUGGAAAUGCUUAACACUGCGGUACCCUCUGCUGAGGAUGCGCUGCACCUCCGACAUGGCGUACGAGUAUCGAGCAGAGGUGUCCCAAGCCAGCAUCGAUGCGUGGGCCCAGCAGACAGUCCAGAUCCUGUCCCGCGACACCGACGAAGCUCUGACGAUCGACGACGUCGUCACGCUUAACAAUGCCCUUUCAGACCGGCCACAGCCCGACAAAGAUGACAACUGGGCACAGCUGCGCUCAGUCGUUCAGGGGCGGCGCUUUGCGCUGACAAUCCGCAUCUCGCACAAUAUCGUCGACGCAGGCAGCGUGACGAUUCUGAUCAACGAGUUGCUCACGCUUCUUGCCAACGGGCCCGUCGAGCCGCCAUGGGGCAGCAAGCCAGUCAAAGCCCAGCAACUGUCGCGCCUGCCUGUAGCCAUGGGUGACUUGGUGCCUGAGCCAGACGCCAGCGAAAAGAUGAGUGCAAUGGCACUGAAAGCAGCCUAUAUGCGCGCAAGGAAUCAGUGCGCCCGCAAGCUGCCGGAAGCAAAGACACCCUUUGGCAAGACGGGCCACGGCCUCGUGUGUCUCGAUGAGCGGCACUCGUCGAUGCUGCUCCGAUUCGCCAGGGCCAACGGCAUCACGGUCAGCGCGCUGUUGCAUGCUGCCGUCGUCUUUCGAAGUGCGCUCACGGAGGGCAUCGAAAAGCUUGAGAGACGGGGCAUAUACCAGUCCGAGAUCCCCGUGGAUCCGCGAGCAGCGCUGCCGUCGAGCAGGUGCGUCGGUCUCUAUGCGGUGGCCGUGCCCAUUGAGCUACCCCUGCACGAGAGUUUGAAGCUGUGGCAGGACUCCAAUGGCAACCUCGCCACAGCUGUCCUGCACCUGGCGAGAGCAGGCAUGGAGAACAUCUAUGGCCCAGUGCGCUCCCUUGAGCACCGCCGCAGACUUGCACUCAACCAUGCGGUGCUUUCCGAUGCCAUUGACGGGGCUGUGCGUGACGGUUUCCUUGAGUAGGUACUACCAGUACGAGGCCAGUCAUCCUGCUGAUCUUGCUCUUGUAGCUUCAACACACACUUGUGUGAGAUGUUUUCCGAUUCGAUAUUGGAUGGCGGAAGGUACCUCAACCAGAGCGACUGGGCGCGCUACGAUGGGCUGAAGCUGGGCAUGCUUGACUAUGACACCAGCACGCAGGUCGCCAAUACAGCCGGCAUCUUUUUUCGCGCUUGGAAUGUGAAUCAGCGGUCGUACAUCGGCGUCGAUUGGUCUUUCUCUUUUCACGACGGCACCUUGCCCAUCGGCUUACUCCGCGCGCUGCACGGGGACAUCCUGA